This is a messenger RNA of Hemicordylus capensis (graceful crag lizard), 1806 nucleotides long. It is a transcript of the gene PPAN, whose product is annotated as peter pan homolog. NCBI's taxonomy places the organism in Eukaryota, Metazoa, Chordata, Lepidosauria, Squamata, Cordylidae. The coding region runs from base 111 to 1745 and encodes 544 amino acids. The record is from RefSeq and is a predicted model, not a curated record. Gene Ontology annotation, biological process: rRNA processing; ribosomal large subunit assembly. Gene Ontology annotation, molecular function: rRNA binding. The transcript has 12 exons. Gene Ontology annotation, cellular component: preribosome, large subunit precursor.
UUUUAGGUGAGGGAGAGGGAGGAGGCCGGAACAGAAAGGAAAGCACACGAAGCCGGAAAUAGCUGAGUCCCGCGUGGUUGCUGUGAGAGGACGUAGAAUAAGCGCGAGCGAUGGGGCGGCCCAGCAAAACUAAGAAUCAGAAGAAAGAGCGGGCAGAAGCCCAGCAUCGGUCUCAGGAGAAGUAUGGUUCUGUGCCUCAUUCCUUUGUCUUUCACCGUGGUCGUAUUGGCAAAAACCUGCACCAGCUUAUCCUUGAUGUUCGGCGAGUGAUGGAGCCCUACACAGCCUCCAGUCUCAAGGUGCGAAAGAAAAACUCUCUGAAAGACUUUGUGACAGUGGCGGGACCCCUAGGUGUGACUCACUUCCUGGUGUUCACGAAAACCCCCACCAAUAUCAACCUUAAAUUCAUCCGUCUUCCUGGUGGACCAACGCUGACCUUCAGAGUCACUCAGUAUUCACUCAUCAAAGAUGUCGUGUCCUCCCUGAAGCGGCAUCGAAUGCACGAGCAGCAGUUCACCCACCACCCACUCCUGGUGCUCAACAACUUUGGCCAUCAGGGCAUGCACAUUAAGGUCAUGGCCACCAUGUUCCAGAACAUGUUUCCUUCCAUCAAUGUCCACAGGGUCAACCUUAAUGCCAUCAAGCGAUGUGUACUGAUCAACUACAACCCAGACACCCAGGUCCUUGAAUUCCGUCAUUAUAGCCUGAAAGUUGUGCCGGUAGGGAUAAGCAAAGGGCUGAAGAAGCUUCUUCAGGAGAAGUUCCCCAACAUGAGCCGCUUGGAGGACAUUAGUGACCUCCUGGUCAGAGACAUUAACCUCUCCGAGAGUGAAGCCGAGCAAGAUGGCAGCCACAACAUCACGGAGCUGCCCCAGGCCUACGCUGGUCGUGGAAACAUGAAGGCCCAGCAGAGUGCCGUCCGCCUCACUGAGAUUGGCCCUCGGAUGACUCUGCAGCUCAUCAAGGUGGAGGAGGGCUUAGGCCAGGGCAACGUGCUCUACCACAGCUUUAUUCACAAAACAGAGGAAGAGCUUCAGGAGGCCCUGGCCAGGAAGGAAGAGAAGCUACAACUCAAGGCUAAACGCCGCCACAAGCAGGAAGCAGAUGUGGAACGCAAGCAGGAGCAGAGACAGGCUCACAGGAAGAAGAGCCUGGAAGGGAUCAAGAGGAAGAAGAAGAAGCAGCAAGCCGAGGAAGGUGACAGUGAUGCAGAGGAUCCUGGGAUGCAGGAGGACCAGAAGGCUGAUGAGCCAUCAGAUGAUGACACUGAAUAUUAUCGACAAGAAGUGGGAGAAGAGCCUGACGAAGAUCUGUUCCCACAAAGGACUAAGAGGAAAAGAGGUCCUGGCCAAUCCAUGAAGCCCAGGAAAAAGCACAAGUGCAACCCUUCUGCUGGUGAAGAGAGUCCAGGGCCUGUAAGAACCAACUCCAAAGAGAAGCACGGGAAAUCCCCGUGGCCUAGGCGGCGGCAGCAGCAGCAGAGAGACUCACCUCGCCAGCACAAGGGGCCACUGAGGCAGCAGCAGAGGGACCCUUGGAACCCCAGAAGGCAGCACGGAGGGGCACAGCAUACGAAGCAGAAGCAGCCCUGGGCUGCAGGGCAGCACAAAGGCAAGCGGCAGCCUGGCUCAAAGCCUCCAGGCUCCCAAAAGCAGGGCCAGUCUGGACCGCGGAGGAAGCAGGUGCCCAAAAGCAAAGGGGCCUUCGGAAAGCGACAGCCUUUGGGGAAGAAAAGGCCGGCAUAAUGCCCCAGGCGUCUUUCACCUUUUGUACCAGCUGUUUACACAAUAUACGGACUCUCUCUGA